Thlaspi arvense is the source of this 845-nucleotide messenger RNA. Lineage: Eukaryota; Viridiplantae; Streptophyta; Magnoliopsida; Brassicales; Brassicaceae. The record is from the annotation of a GenBank genome assembly.
AUGGUGGUGGCUCUAUGCUUUCAGAUCCCAAUGGUGUCUGAUUAUGUUCUUCGGGUUGGCUGGUCGAGGCUUGGGUUUUGCAAUAGUGGCCGCAUUCUCCCCGUCGUCAAGUUGUGGUUUGGGCGGUCAUCUUUGGCGGUUGUGGGCUCGGUUUGGGCUGCCCUGACAAUGGCCGGUGGCGAGGCAUCAAUAUCGAGUUCGAAGUUGAGAGGUCUGGGUUUUGAUGGUUUUGAAGGAUUCAAUCUUGGAUAGGUGAUGGCUUCAUUGUUAGCUCUAGCCUCUAGUGGUGAUAUGGGACGAGUCUUGCCAUCAAUUUUUUAUUGUGGGAGAUAAUUCUCGCUGCUUUAUCAAGCUUGAAAAAUGGCGGCUAGAGGCGGCUUUUCUAGCGAGCCCUGAAGCUUAUGUGCCGCUGGUGUGUGAUUGGUGGGGCUAAGUGUUCUCGUUCUUGUGCUUGUUCUUAGAGAAGUUAUAGGCACCUCUUUCUGCCAUGUUUGAGGGCUGGCCUCGAGGGUGAGUUGCUCGUGGCAAGGACAAUGAAGAAUUGCAAAUGUAAGUUUCCGAGAGUAAGUUUUAGAAAUCGGUGUUUUCUACUGUCCGGCUCUAUUGUAUUCCUAACUUCUCGUUUUUGUCUUUUUCUUGUUUCUGUUUAUAACUUUGACUGUGUUUUUAAUUUUUUUUUGUUUUUUGUUUUUUCCACUUUCUAUGUUAUCUCUGUAACUUAUGUCAAAAAAAAGUGUCAUAACUCUAUGCACCGCACUUGUUAUGCUGCUGGCCAUCAAUGGUGGUCGACUGACAAAAUUUUCACUUAUCCCAUUACAUGUAUAAAAAUAAAAGGUACAAACAAA